GAUCGUGCUCAUGGAUGACGCCAUGGACUGUUUGAUGUCAUUUUCAGAUUUCCUUUUCGCCUUCCAGAUCCAGUUUUAUUAUUCAGAAUUUCUGGAGAGCGUGGCUGCCAUCUAUCAGGACUUGCUGUCAGGGAAGAAUCCCAACACAGUGAUUGUGCCAACAUCAUCCAGUGGGCAGCACCGCCAGCGACCUGCCUUGGGUGAUGCCGGUAUGCUAGAUGGAGUGGAGGCGUCACUGUUCUAUCAACGCCUGGAAAACCUGUGUGACCGGCACAAGUACAGCUGCCCGCCCCCAGCGCUUGUCAAAGAGAUCCUGAGCAAUGUCCAGAGGCUGACUUUCUAUGGAUUCCUUGUGGCCCUCUCAAAGCAUCAUGGCAUCAACCAAGCCCUGGGAGCCUUGCCUGACAAAGGAGACCUGAUGCAUGACCCAGCCAUGGAUGAGGAGCUGGAACGGCUGCUGGUCCAGGUCCCAGGCCUGGUCAACUCCAUCACUGCCACUUCUGAGGCCAGCUGCCUGCCCUUCCGAACCCCUUCCCGGGUUGGUUCCCCAUGGAAACCCCUCCAUCGCUCCCGCAAAUUGGAUGUAGAGAGCGAUGGCUCCACUGAAGAGACAGAUGAGUCUGAGACUUGAAUCUGAAGGGUCCCAUCUGUGGCCUAUACCUUGCUCCCACCCUGCUUUUGCUGCCCUCACCAGACUUCUCCAGCAUCACUGUGCCGCCCUCUGCUGGAGAGAAGGGUGAAUAACAGCCCCAGUAAGACCACCCAGUUCCCAGAAGUCCCCCAACUCAUACUCGCAGACAGCCCUAAGCUGACAUAUGUCCCAAGGCACUCAUCACAGGGAAGGGUAUUGGCUUUAGCCUUUUGUUGGCAGUGCUGCUUAUGUUUUAGUACAAUGUCUUCUCAGCCAGCCCAUGAUCCUCCUAGUAAGGGUCAGCUUUCACAAACAGCUCCUAUAAGGGGAACAUGAAUUAGUAAUGCAGGGUCUUUGUAGUCAAGGGUUGAUCCUGAAAGCAUGUGCUGGGAAAACAUAAUACGCUGGAAUAGGAGGGUGGACGGGCAAGAAUUUUACUUGCAAAAUCUGCUUCCAGUUUGUAUCAAAUAGUCAAAUCUGAAAUGAAUAAAGUCCCUUGUGUCUGGUAA
Messenger RNA from Psammomys obesus (fat sand rat), 1140 nucleotides. RefSeq names its product centriolar satellite-associated tubulin polyglutamylase complex regulator 1 (gene Cstpp1). NCBI's taxonomy places the organism in Eukaryota, Metazoa, Chordata, Mammalia, Rodentia, Muridae. The record is from RefSeq and is a predicted model, not a curated record.